Anopheles maculipalpis is the source of this 2343-nucleotide messenger RNA. RefSeq names its product inhibitor of nuclear factor kappa-B kinase subunit beta (gene IKKbeta). Bases 1 to 2343 code for a protein of 780 amino acids. The record is from RefSeq and is a predicted model, not a curated record. Gene Ontology annotation, cellular component: IkappaB kinase complex; cytoplasm. NCBI's taxonomy places the organism in Eukaryota, Metazoa, Arthropoda, Insecta, Diptera, Culicidae. The transcript is spliced from 6 exons. Gene Ontology annotation, molecular function: ATP binding; IkappaB kinase activity. Gene Ontology annotation, biological process: peptidyl-serine phosphorylation; positive regulation of transcription by RNA polymerase II; tumor necrosis factor-mediated signaling pathway.
AUGAUUAAACCGUUCGAAGAUCCACCACUAAUCGGAGACUGGUGCCGAGAGAAACGGUUGGGCAAUGGAGGUUUCGGUGUGGUGACGCUCUGGAGGAACAAGCAAACGCAACAGGCUGUUGCGAUAAAGAAGUUCCACAUUCUACAAGAUCGCAGCGAAAUCACCGAUAAGCACUGCGAGCGAUGGCGCAACGAGGUAAAGCUGAUGACGGAAGCCGUCCAGAAUGAAAACAUCGUCCGGACGGUGAACGUACAGCCGAGCUCAUUCAUCCAGGAGCUGUUGCGUAGCUCGGCCAACGGACUGCCCGUACUUUGCAUGGAGUACUGUGAGGGUGGUGAUUUGCGCCGUGUACUGAACCGGGUGGAAAAUUGUUCCGGCCUGCGGGAACAGGACGUACGGGAUGUUUUGCGCUCGCUGCGUAAUGCCGUUGCGUACCUGCACAGUCUAAAAAUAACGCACCGGGAUAUAAAGCCGGAAAAUUUGGUGUUAAAACAGCAGGGCGAACGGUUUAUCUAUAAGCUCACAGAUCUCGGUUAUGCUAAGGCGUUGGACAAGCAGAGCCUUAACGCGAGCUUGGUCGGUACGGUGGAGUACAUUGCACCGGAUCUGAUUUACUGCGAUCGGUACAACUGUUCCGUCGACUAUUGGUCGAUGGGUGUGAUUGGGUUCGAGAUCAUUACCGGCUUGCGCCCCUUCAUACCGCAUGCACCCAUUACACGUUGGAUGACGCACGUGCAGCAGAAAAAAUCGGCCGAUAUUGCCAUUACGGAAGACAAUCGGGAAAAUUACACAUAUCAUACGGAAAUAUUCCCCGAAAACCACAUUUCCGACUGUUUUCGCAAGCAGCUGGAAUGCUGGUUUAGGUUGGCCCUUGAGUGGAAUCCAAAGCAACGCGGUUAUGUCCCAUACUUCAAAGCAGAAUCAUCAUCCCCUUCAAACGGUGAAAAUGGCUCGAACAAACCGACGUCGACGGUAUUGAAAAUAUUUUCCCUUCUCGAUCAAAUACUGGAGAAGCGUAUUUUGGUGCUUUUCUCACUGUACGACUGUCGGUGGAUUGAUCUCGAAGUAACGCCGGAAACUGGUAUGGACACGUUGCGCGAUCACGUGUACCGGGUAACUGGCAUUCCUGUGGAUGAUAUUGAGUUUAUACUUCCGCUGGAGCAAAAACAAUCGGUCGUAGGAGAUGAGACGCGCCCGUACGAUCUGUAUCUGCCCGAAUUUUACGGUAAACCGAUGGUUUACGUCGUCCAUCGGGGCAAUCGGGAAUGCAUUGUGCAGCGUGAUCUUAAACCACGCAUACCGAAAAGUAUUACGGAUGUGUUUCAAAAUAUUAAGAUUAAGCUGAAACCCCACAUGUUGCGACAGUUUAUUGGCAACUCGUACUACUUCAUCGCACAGGAGCAACGGCUGUAUGGGCAGGUGCUGGAUGGCAUUCGGAACUAUGGGCUAACGCUGAACGAUAGUAUUGCUCGGCGGAAGGAAGAAAUUGACCAGAUGAAUAAGGUUGUGUACGCGAUACUGGGCGGUGUAGAGUAUCACAAGCUUACGGUGUUUCAUGCGCGGGAUGCGCUCAACGUUGAUAGGCGAAUACCUUCCGCAACAUUCGAGACGGCUUCCCAGCAAUGGAUCGAAAGCAGCGCACGUAUCGAAUCUAACGUACGCAAGCUAGCGGACAUGGCUGACACGGUUACAAAGCGAUACGACUCGGUGCUAAAGCGAAGCCGGGAUGCAUUGCGCCAUACGUUGCUUCAACCGCAGACUGAACAGCAGCAGGACAAGUUUGGGUUGCGAAACGUCGAGUACCGAUACGAGCAAACGCGGGCACGGAUAUUUGAGAAAAUUUUGAACGAAAAAUCGCACAUGGAUAUGUCGCAGGCCGUGUACGAGUGUCUCAAGCAGCGAGACGUUCUGUUGCGUGAGUUGAGCUUUCUAGAGUUACAGCAGCAAAUUCUUGAUGUACGCCGUGAGAUACAGGAGAUUGUGAAGGUAGUGUCCAAGGUAAUUGAGGUGACGGAGAAGUAUAAGCGUGAUCUGGCACGGCUUAAACUGGAACAUCAGAACGAAGUGUGGAAGAUGCUGUCGGACUAUAGCACUUCGGCUGCUAAGUCUUGUGAGAAUGGUUUCGUUAACAAACCAAACUUUCUGGUCGGGGGUCCAACGACCCCACAACUACAGUCCACCGUUUCGAACGAAAGUUUUGAUGCGAAGCGAGUUGGCAGUCCGGGCGAUGAGGGUUCAAAUGUGGAAGAUUUGAUCGCAGUAAACGAAACGUUGAUUUACUCGACAACGGAUCUGCUAAGCAACAGCUUUUCAUUGUUAAAGCUGGCCGAUAAAGUAGAAUGA